Messenger RNA from Pocillopora verrucosa, 2340 nucleotides. RefSeq names its product beta-sarcoglycan-like. Gene Ontology annotation, biological process: muscle organ development. Gene Ontology annotation, cellular component: sarcolemma; sarcoglycan complex. The record is from RefSeq and is a predicted model, not a curated record. NCBI's taxonomy places the organism in Eukaryota, Metazoa, Cnidaria, Anthozoa, Scleractinia, Pocilloporidae.
CAAAGUACUGUUGACAUCUCUAACGAAAUAAGCCUCUCGUGAAAGAAAAAACUUUGUUAUGUGUCCCAAUAUAAGGUAGUUGAAAGGUUUGCUUCUCUUCGUAAUCAUCUUUUAGAGGAGGAGAAACAACAUGUCGAGGGAAAAUCUACACAGAAGAGAGAAUGCCAAGGCUCGCACUUCUAUGCGAGAAAAGCUGGUAGAGAAACAGAAAGCAACAGAUGAACAUGAGAGCAACUUUACGGCUGGUCGUGUUAAUGUGCGAGAGAGAUAUCUGCACCGCACUGGAAUAAGAGGGAGAAAGAGCUGGAUAUUCUAUGCUGUUUUGUACAUUCUAGCUCUCCUUGUAAUAGUCAAUAUUGUGAUGCUUGCCAUUUUGUAUCAUGUCUUGCAAAUGAACAAAGAUGGGAUGAAGUGCUUGUCAUUUUUUGAGAAUGAUGACAUUCGAUUUCAUUGUGAGAGUGACAUGGACUCAGUCAGUUUGUAUAAGAAUCAAGCUGGAACUUUUAAAGACCACAACUUGGUUAUUGACAGUGAUGACAAAAAGAUUAUAUUCCAUGGAGGGCCUACAACAGCAUCUGCACAAAUGCACGUAGGUGCAGAUAUGACUGAAAUCCAUGCUAAGCGUGGCUUCAGAUUUGUGGACCCUUAUGAAAAGAAGACCAUCCUGAACUUGAAUGGAAGUGUGUGGUAUGUUAAUCCAGCCUCCAUCAAUGCUUUCACGGUUGCUGGAGAUGCAUUGGUUACCCAUCGGGUUGUCAGUAAUGAGGACCAGAGUUUGACUUUGACCUCUGAACAGAGCAUUUCAGUGGAGGGACACGAAGGGCUAGUUUUGGAUGGAAAAAUGACUAACUUCAAUGCUGAUGAGGAUAUCGAAAUUUCCUCCGUCUUGGGUUCACAAGGAAAGGCUACGAUUACGUUUGAUGCAAGCAGUGGGGUCUAUGUGAAUGGAAGUGCACUAGACAUGCCGACUGCAGCCCCAGGCAGUUCUUCAGGGAAAUACAAGUUAUGUGCAUGUAUAAACACGGGCAAGCUUUAUCGUGUGGAAGUUUUGAACUCGACUUUCUCGACUUGUUCUACAGUGGAGAAUGUUUGUGGAUAAUGACAACAGUUGUUGUCUUGAAAAGAACUUCUCUUACUCUCGUUUAUUGACUAAAUUACGGUUAAUUUUGUAGGAGGUAAAAAAACUUGGUAAGAAUAUGUAGUUGGUUAAAGGAUGGUCUAAAUAGAGAGGGUAAAAUAUUGAUAUGAACUGCACAUGGCUCUCUAGUGGUGCUGCUUUUUAAACGGCUCGUUUCCGUGUUUGAGACGUUGGUUUCAGUAUACUGAAUAAUAGAUAUUGAAACACGUUGAAAGAAAACGCGAACGGCAAACGAUCAUCUACGAUCUGUAUGAUAGUUUUUUUCCUCCAACCUUAAAUAAUUCUCACAAAGAAGUAGAAAUUUUCUAAAUGUCCUCAUAUUUUUGCACCGACGCCCAAAAGGCAGGGAGAAAAAGCUUGUAAUUUCUAGCAGUUUGCCGUUUGCGUGAGGUUAUCUUAGAUAAUCUCUCUAAUGUUUUGUUACUGGUAAAUAUUUUAUACCUGGCUCGUAAAAUGCUGUUUUUCAGUAACGCUUGUAUUUUUCUAUGACGGAAUGAAAUUGGAGAAAUCUGCCAAGUCAUAGUCAGUUAAAGCAUGUAAAAUAGCUUAGCACCUAUUUAUUACCUGUACCCCCUAGGACGACGCUCUUGGCGGCUACAAAGUUAGUUUUGUGUGUGCUUUAAGCCAACCAGGAGCACAUUUGAUACGACUGGACCAGUCCUUAUUCAUCGAAGGAUCCUGCCUCCCACUCAUUUGCAGUCAAUUGGCAGUUAAUUUUGUAUAUUCGCUCCCAAAUCCUCCUCCGCUCCUGAGCAGAAAAAAAAUGAGUGGUAUUUAAGGUAACAUAGAUAGAUUUCUUAAAUGGGAAUUGGAGAAUGAAAAUAGUGGGAGGGGACUGUCGUUUUCCACCAUUUCUAUUUCUCUUCUUAUUUUUAGUAGUUUUAGGCUCACAAUUAUGAAAAUUUAGCCAAAACGUAGCUUUGUUCCUGUUCUGGAGUAGAGGGUUGUCCUGGGGUAUGGUCUCUCUUGACGAUGACUGUUUUGCUGCUGUGCUAAAGCAUAUUAUUACAAUGUCAAUUAGAGUGCUUCAACUUUGGGAUAACUGACUACUAUACAGACAGUUUUUUACUCGAGCAAGGCAUUUUUACAUCUUGUAAACAGAAGAAGAGCUUUUUAAAGUAUACUUUUCUAGUGUUGGCGACCGCGUAAGACCCUGGAGUUUUUUUACUUUGAUAAAAACAAUAAAGGUGUGGAAGUACGAA